UUUUACUUGGUAGUGUAAUGCGUGUAUAUUAUGUGACUAAUAAAGCCUUCAAGGCUUAGUUCGCGCGAGAUUCAUACGCAUAUAAGACGUUCAAUCGAUUCUUUGUUGCGUUAAAUCGUAAAUCGUAACUCGUAAUAUUAAAUUAAAAAAAAACAUGAAAUAAAAAUAAAGAAAAAAUUGUCUUUGAAAAUACUUUGACGUUAUUUUUGGCGCGAAUUGGCAUUUUUUUUUAGGUUAUGUUUUUGUUAAUUUUAUUGAUUUAGUGAUUUGUUUUUUCGUAAAAAUGGGUAGAAGAAUUGGUGUGAAUGUGAUUUUUGUAUUAUUUUGUUUAAUUAAAGUGGUUUUGCUACAAGGAACUGGUUCUGGGAACGAUGGCAACUUGCGCCUGUGCAUAGUGGAAGGGCGGGGGCUAUACAAGCGAGCGCCCACACAUUGCCCAAUACUGGACAAGGAGAAAGCUGGAGUCGAAUGCGUCUUGGGAACCGACAGACUGGACUGUCUCCGGCGUAUCAGCAAAGGGACGGUGGACUUCGGAGUGUUCUUCCCCGAGGACCUGGUGGCUGCGCAGUGGGCCAACAUCGAUGUGUUGGUUACAAACGAGCUGAGAUUGAGAUCUAGACCAUUCGCCCGCAACAUAGUAGCGGUAGUCAACCGCCGCAUCCUGCCAGACGACUCGUCCACUCUGCAUGCUGUGCUGAAGAACUCCACGCUCUGCCACCCUGGAGAGUCCAUGGAUUACCUCCGACCACUAAGCGAGACCUUAUCUGCGUACCUAGAAACUCUAGUCCUGGAACGAUCGUGUGACCCGUCCCGGUCUCACACGGAGAACCGGCUGAAGGCGCUAGCAGACUUCUACGGGAAGGCGUGCAAGGCAGGACCCUGGGUACCGGACAAGAAUAGAGACGCUGAACUUAAACGCCAAUAUCCGUCUCUAUGCGCGGCGUGUGCCAAGACCUGCAUGGCUGGCGACAUCUACUGGGGAAACUCUGGAGCCCUCACCUGCCUCACUGAUGGCGUUGGGGACGUCACGUGGGGGGAGGCUGAUGAUGUCAAGAGUUAUUUUAAGAUCCAGGAAGGUGAGCCCCUAACUGGUUAUGAAAACUUCGCGUACCUCUGUCGGGAUGGGACGUGGCAAGACCUGACUUCGGAGCCCUGCAUAUGGUUGAGGAAACCAUGGAACGUCAUCGUUGCUAAGAGGAAAGCAUCAGAAGCGGUGAGCAAAUUGACGCAGUCCUUGACAAAUAGCUCCGUAACCGUGGAUCAGCACUGGAGGGGGGCUCUUGCUGCGUUACUGGAGAGCAACCAGGCAUUGCCGGAGCCUCUCCAUCCUCCCAGGGCUCCCAUGGACUAUCUGGCUCAGGCUCAAGGGUUCAGGGAGGCGUACAGCCAAGCUGGUUGUGAUCCGCCUAGACACAUUAACUUCUGCACGACCUCACUCCUGGCUAAAAACAAAUGCGAGUGGCUCAGCGAGGCGGGCGCAGUCUACGGCAUAGCGCCGCCUCUCCAGUGCAUCAUGAGGGCUUCCACUGAGGAGUGUCUGAAGGCAGUCUCCGAUGGAGAUUCUGAUGCUACUGCCGCUGAUAGCGACUGGCUUGUGGCUGGGAUGAGAGAUUACGCCCUAAAACCAAUUCUACACGAAAUAACACCAAUCAUGGAGCAAACAGGCUCAAUAGUAGCCUACGUGAAUAAGGACUCAGAAAUAACCAAAAUGGCAGAUUUGCGUGGCAAACGCGCCGCUUUCCCGCGCUAUGACGGGGCUGCGUGGCAUUCUGUUAAGGACUAUAUAACCAAACAUGAAAAGAUGUCUUGCAAAGACUAUGUUGAGGGCUAUUUUAAGGAAAUCUGUGCUCCUGGUAUGGAUGGGAAGAAAUGCUAUGAGGUUGGUGAGGAGGAGGCUCUCAAAUCCCUCUUGGAUGGCAAGAGUGAUGUUGCUUUCGUCAGUAUGAAGACUUUUAAUAGUUUUAAAGAAACCAACGCAGCAUCGGAAAACCUCGAGAAAAUCGUCCCCCUCUGUCCUGAAGGCAACAAAAAGUUCUGCUUCGUAAGCUGGUCCAACUUGGGCCACAUAUUUGUGGCCAACAACCUCACCAACAUUCGGAGACACGAGAUCAUAAACGUCUUCACAAAGUUGGACCAAUUGUUUGGCAAACAUCCACCUUUCCACAACGCCAUGUUUUCCAUGUACGGCUCUUUUAACCACGAAAUGGAAGUGAUUUUCCAUUCAAACACUAAGAGUUUGGCUACAAUUGAUGUUUUAUCCACUCAUCCAUACAACAAAAUCCCAUACAAUUUCGAAUUAGCAAUGUCAAAUGUGACAGAUUUCUCGUGCGGGUUUGGCGCCAAAACGACGCCAUCUUUGAUUUUGUUGUUGGUAACUCUAGUCGUUUAUUUAAUUAAUAGUUAAUAUUAAUUUUGUUAUUAACAAAAAGGCUUCGUGAUUUAAGUAAAUAAAUAAAUAAAUGUACAGAUUUUUCUAUUUUUC
Molecule: messenger RNA, 2482 nt
Organism: Spodoptera frugiperda (fall armyworm)
Lineage: Eukaryota; Metazoa; Arthropoda; Insecta; Lepidoptera; Noctuidae
Product: transferrin-like
Exons: 11
Coding region: 284-2404 (706 amino acids)
Biological process (GO): iron ion transport
Cellular component (GO): early endosome; recycling endosome; plasma membrane
Source: RefSeq, a predicted model, not a curated record